AUGCAGCCUCAUAUGCUUCCAUUUAGGUUUUUAGUAUUAAGCGAAAGUACCAAUAGGCCGCGUGGGGGAAGAAGCACUACGUUCAGGAAUCAACAACACGAGAAAACUUUGAAAAAAAAUCCUUCCUUUCUGAUCGGGAUUGGGACUAACUAGAAUGGUUGGGACAAUAAACAUCCAUCUCGUUCGUAUUUUGGAUACCCAUAGAACCAUCGAAGACUGUUGAAGUGA
This is a messenger RNA of Trifolium pratense (red clover), 228 nucleotides long. RefSeq lists its product as uncharacterized. Lineage: Eukaryota; Viridiplantae; Streptophyta; Magnoliopsida; Fabales; Fabaceae. The record is from RefSeq and is a predicted model, not a curated record.